AUGUCGUCGCUGCGGAAUGCGGUCAAGCGGAAGACGCACAAGGAGCGGUCGCAGCCCGCGGCGCGCAAGCACCUGGGCCUGCUGGAGAAGCACUCGGACUACAAGCUGCGGGCGGACAACUACCACAAGAAGCAGGAGCGCAUCAAGACGCUGAGCCGCAAGGCGUCGGAGCGGAACGAGGACGAGUUCUACUUCGCGAUGACGAAGACGGUCGCGGGCGAGGCCGCGGGGCCCGAGGGCUCGAGCGCGACGCACGAGGCGAUCUCGGGGCUCAAGGCGCAGGACCUCCGGUACGCGCACAUGCGCAAGGUCGUCGACGACCGCAAGGUCGAGAAGCUCCGCGCGAGCCUCCACGCGACGGAGACGGCGAGCUCGCGCGGCCGCCACACCUACUUCGACGACGGCGAGGCGGGCGGCGACGUCGAGGCCCGGGCCCUCGCCAAGGCCACGGCGACGAAGCCCAAGCCCGACAAGGCCGCGCGCGUCGCGAGCAAGAAGGUCGCGCGCGCCUACGCGACGCUCGACGACGCGCUCGAGAAGCAGCGCGUCUCGACGAAGCUCCUCCAGCGCCUCGAGGCCGAGAAGCACGUCCUCAACGCCAAGGGCCGCAAGCGCAAGGUCGCCGCGGGCGACAGGGGCAAGGCCGCGGUCUUCAAGUGGAAGAAGCAGCGCCAAAAGUAA
Molecule: messenger RNA, 681 nt
Organism: Aureococcus anophagefferens
Lineage: Eukaryota; Pelagophyceae; Pelagomonadales; Pelagomonadaceae
Exons: 1
Coding region: 1-681 (226 amino acids)
Biological process (GO): rRNA processing
Cellular component (GO): small-subunit processome; nucleolus
Source: RefSeq, a predicted model, not a curated record